AUGAAUAGAAUACAUCCAGAAUUAAUGAAGGAAGGAAUGAAUUCCAAAACUUCAUCAUCCAAAAUCAAAGCGGAUAAAAUUAAACCACUUGCAACACCAAUACCUCCAACGACUGUACCUGCAACACCAAAACCUCCAACGACUGUACCUGCAAUACCAAAACCACCUCCUCCAGUUAAUCCUUCAUCAUUCACUUUAUUAUAUCCAUUUCAAACAUUAAAGAAGCAAAAAGAUUUUAAAAAGGGUUUCAAGAUAUUAAAUAAACCAAUUGACCCGAAAAUUCAACCGUUAAAGGAAAAAUUUGGUCGCCCUUCAUUUGCACCAUAUCCAUAUUCAUACGAAAUCGAUCAUUUAGAAUAUUCAAAAGGAAACGUUACUUAUUUAUUUGCCAUUAACAUUAACACCAGAUAUUUAUAUUGCAUUCCAGUGAAAGGGAAAACAGAACAGGAAACAAGAAGAGCUAUUCAAUACUUACUAGAUCAUGAAAGAGUAGAUAAUAUCAGGGGUGAUAGUGAUAAAGGAUUUCAGGCAACUAUGACUCAUUAUUUCCCACAAAUUAAUUUUUACUUUUCAUCCUCUCCAUAUACGUUUCAUAAUAAAAUAGUUGAUGCGGUAAUGAGAACUCUUAGAGAUGCGUUAGGGGUUAACGGUCAGAUAUACUGGGAUGGAAAUCAUGACUCCAUCAUACAACAGUUAGUAUAUUAUUAUAAUAAUACAUGGCAUAGAACUAUAAACAUGAAACCGGUGGAAAUGAAAAAUGAUAUUUCAAAAGAAUGGGAAUAUAUUAGAAAGCAAAUGGAAAGGUUGAAUGAUGUUAAACGUGAACAAAUUAAUUCGGGGCUCAUGAAUUUUAAACAAGGGGAUAAAGUUUUGAUUCAUCUCGAUUAUGGAAAAACUGAUAAAUCAAUGACAAAAAGAAGACGAAGAUUUGACACAAUAGCUGAAUUU
Trichomonas vaginalis G3 is the source of this 948-nucleotide messenger RNA. RefSeq names its product integrase core domain containing protein family. The annotation marks the transcript as partial. NCBI's taxonomy places the organism in Eukaryota, Parabasalia, Trichomonadida, Trichomonadidae. Gene Ontology annotation, biological process: DNA integration. The record is from RefSeq and is a predicted model, not a curated record. Gene Ontology annotation, molecular function: nucleic acid binding. The transcript has a single exon.